UUCAAUCUCCCCCAUGAAGGACCCGACCCUUUGCUAAAUCCAAAACAGAAACAAAACAAAAUCUUGUAUUUUCUCUGUGUCUUUCGCUUAAUUAGGCUUCUUUAACCCUUUAAUUACUUAAGUUUUGCAUCAUGCACUGUUUUCCGUGUUUUUCUGUGCCAAAGUGUAAAAAAUAUUCAAGUACGAAUGAGGCUAACGACAACGAAGCCAGACCGCAUGAAAGGAGACGAUCAGAUGAAACAGAGCAAUUAGAAGGAACGACGCUAAAAACAUUCACUUUCCGAGAAUUAGCGACGGCGACAAAGAAUUUCCGGCAAGAGUGUUUGCUAGGAGAAGGUGGAUUCGGUAGGGUUUACAAAGGAACCCUUCAAUCUACUGGCCAGGUGGUGGCUGUAAAACAACUAGACAAGCAUGGAUUACAUGAGAACAAAGAGUUUAAAGCUGAGGUUUUGUCAUUAGGCCAAAUCGAUCAUCCGAAUCUUGUUAAGCUUGUAGGUUAUUGCGCCGAUGGAGAUCAAAGGCUUUUGGUCUAUGAUUAUGUCUCUGGAGGUUCCCUUCAAGACCAUCUUCACGAGCCAAGAUCAGACGGCCAACCGAUGGACUGGACAACGAGGAUGAAGAUCGCGUAUGGUGCAGCGCAAGGGCUUGAUUACUUGCACGAUAAAGCGAAUCCACCUGUGAUAUAUCGAGAUUUGAAAGCUUCAAACGUUUUGUUGGACGAUGACUUAUGUCCUAAGCUUUCUGACUUUGGCCUGCAUAAGCUAGGACCAGGGACAGGUGAUAAGAUGAUGGCUUUAUCUUCUCGAGUAAUGGGAACUUAUGGUUACUCCGCACCUGAGUAUACGCGAGGAGGAAAUCUGACUAUGAAGUCAGAUGUCUACAGCUUUGGAGUUGUGUUGCUUGAGCUCAUCACGGGUCGAAGAGCUCUUGAUACUACUAGGCCUAAUGAUGAACAGAACUUAGUUUCUUGGGCGCAACCGAUAUUUAGAGAUCCGAAAAGAUACCCGGAUAUGGCAGAUCCAGUUCUGGAGAGGAAAUUCUCAGAGAGAGGGUUAAACCAAGCAGUGGCAAUAGCUUCAAUGUGUGUGCAAGAGGAAGCAGCAGCUCGUCCUUUGAUAAGCGAUGUAAUGGUUGCACUUAGCUUCCUUUCCAUGUCUACCGAAGACGGUAUUCCCACAGCAGUUCCUAUCUUAUCCUUCAGGGACAAGAGCAUCUCUAUAGCCUUAAGCCGGCAUGAUUCAAAUCUUGUUUCUCCUCCUCCUGAGCUAGCAACGGAAGAUGACAAGUCUAGUAUAUCAUCAGGUGAAGAAUCAUUUUUGGACAGCGUAAAGGAGACUGUGAGCAAGAAGAAAAAGCAUGAGAAUGAAGGUAGCUCGACGGAAUCUGAUGAUGGGUCUGAUCCCAACUCAGAUGAUGAACAUGAAAAGGAACAAAAAGGUCCCCCACCAAAGCCUAUUGAUGAGAAGAACCCAGCGCAGAGCUUGAAGAUAAAGUAUAGAUAUAGCUGGGAAGAAGUUGAUGUCAAUGAUGACAAGCUAAGCAGUAAGAGCAGCCAGAAAUCCACUGAUGAGAGCAUUUCUUCGCGCUAUGAUAGCGACAGAGAUCAUGAUGAUUCACCAAGGAAAGAGGAGAAUGAGAACAAAGAGGAAGAGGAAAAGCAUACUCAUCUUGAACACGUUCAUAGCUCCAAAACUGAUGAUGAUCAAAGUGUUUACUUUGAUGAUGAUGAUGAUGAUUCAAGGUCAGGAGAUGACGGUGAAGCCUCUUUGCGUCGGAUAAAAUCAGAGGAUAAGAUUGAUUCUAUUGAAUAUGCCAAUGAAGCCUCUUUGCAUCAGAUAAAAUCAGAUGAUGAGACUGAUUCUGUUGAAGAUGCCAAUGAAGUCUCUUUGCAUCAGAUAAAAUCAGACGAUGAGACUGAUUCUGUUGAAGAUGUUAAUGAAACCUCUUUGCAUCAGAUUAAAUUUGAAGUUGAGAUUGAUUCUACGGAAGAUGCCAAUGAAGCCUCUUUGCACCGGAUAAAGUCAGAGGCUGAGAUUGAUUCUACUGGUGAUUGAAACUUUCUUCCUGAUUUCCUAUUCAUCUAUUGAAGCUAAAGACACUAAGAGUUUGAAUCUUUUUGGGAUUUAUUUUUGGGGGAAAACUCUCAUGGGAAUAUGAAAACAUAUUUUUAUGUUAUU
Eutrema salsugineum is the source of this 2177-nucleotide messenger RNA. Its product is annotated as receptor-like kinase LIP2. Lineage: Eukaryota; Viridiplantae; Streptophyta; Magnoliopsida; Brassicales; Brassicaceae. Gene Ontology annotation, biological process: protein phosphorylation. Gene Ontology annotation, molecular function: ATP binding; protein kinase activity. The record is from RefSeq and is a predicted model, not a curated record. The transcript is spliced from 5 exons. The coding region runs from base 132 to 2054 and encodes 640 amino acids.